Molecule: messenger RNA, 2723 nt
Organism: Triplophysa rosa
Lineage: Eukaryota; Metazoa; Chordata; Actinopteri; Cypriniformes; Nemacheilidae
Gene: tgfb1b
Product: transforming growth factor, beta 1b
Exons: 8
Coding region: 499-1644 (381 amino acids)
Biological process (GO): regulation of cell population proliferation; SMAD protein signal transduction; BMP signaling pathway
Cellular component (GO): extracellular region
Molecular function (GO): type III transforming growth factor beta receptor binding; cytokine activity; type II transforming growth factor beta receptor binding
Source: RefSeq, a predicted model, not a curated record
GAUAGAAAGAGAAUAUUACAGUUUUUAGAUUUAAAAUAUAUAUUAAAUCAUAUUGAGACUGUUUUGAACGUAGAAAACAGGAACCUUAAGGCUUUCGCUGCUUCAGCACAGUCUUUUAUCUGAAGAGCACACCACGAGUUUACGGAACAAAGGAAGAACACAAAAAAAAUCACUGAUAUUACUUUGAACCGCUGAUAACAUUUGAAUAAGCACCAAGAAAUUACUGAAGAUAUCGAAUGGGAACUAUGUCCUGUAAUUGAAGCAUGGCAUCUCAUACCAGUUUGAUGGACAUCUGACUUUAUUGGUGAGUUUUGUGCUUUUCAGAGAUUUUGGUGCCUGCCGGAUGGUCAGUAACAUGGACUUCAGUCUCUCGGUGAUGUUUUGGUUUUGAUGAAGGGCCUUUGGGUUUGGGACAUUUCUGCAAUGCUUAAGUAAAACUACACCUACAGCUCACACAGUCUUCAAGUUUUUAACCAUCCACUAACACAUUCAAAGACUAUGAGAGCCGAGAUAUUAUUAUUGGUACUGCAAUGCCUGCUGGGAUUUGUGCACUAUGGCCGAGCCUUGUCAACUUGCAGUCCUUUAGACUUGGAAUUGAUAAAGAGAAAGCGUGUUGAAGCUAUUCGUGGUCAGAUUCUCAGCAAGCUGCGAUUACCCAAAGAACCAGAAAUGGAUGAAGAAGAAGAAUCUCAAACCAUCCCUCUAGAACUCUUGUCAGUGUACAACAGCACUGUGGAGUUAAGUGAAGAAAAGACGGUGGACCCUGAACUUGUACCUGCAGAGGAAACAGCGAAGGAGGAAUACUACGCUAAAGAAGUUCACAAGUUUCAAAUGGAGCUGAUGGAAAACAACGUAGCCAAGUACGUAUGGUUCAACAUCACAGAGAUGAAUCACACAUUGGGUUCAGAGCGCAUCAUACACCAGGCAGAGCUCCGUAUGCUUGUUAAACAAGUUAAUUUAGCUCCUGGUUCAGAGCAAAGACUGGAACUGCACCAGGUCAUUGGAAAUAAAACCCGUUACCUGGAUUCACGCUUCAUUACCAAAGAACUAGAAAAGAAACGGCUGUCUUUUGACGUGACGCAGACCUUGAAGAACUGGCUGCAGAAGUCAGAAAAGAGACAAGGAUUUCAGCUGAGGCUACACUGUGAAUGUGGUGAACCCGAGGCAAAGUUUGACUUCACCAUAACGGCUUUGUCUAAAGAAAGAGUUGAUACAGCAUUCUUAACUGAACAGUUAAGGCCCCACAUUUUGGUGAUGUCACUUCCUGCUGAUCGCCACAGUCAUUUGAAAUCUCGCAGCAAGCGGCAAGCAGAAACAGAUGCAGUUUGCACUGAAAAGUCUGACGGUUGCUGUGUGAGAAGUCUGUAUAUCGACUUUCGCAAAGACCUGGGCUGGAAGUGGAUACACAAGCCCUCGGGUUACUAUGCCAACUAUUGCACUGGCUCUUGCUCUUACUUCUGGAAUUCAGAAAAUAAGUAUUCGCAGGUACUUGCACUAUAUAAGCAUCAUAAUCCUGGCGCCUCUGCUCAACCUUGCUGUGUACCGCAAGUUCUAGAUCCAUUGCCCAUUCUGUACUAUGUGGGGAGGCAGCAUAAGGUAGAACAGUUGUCAAAUAUGAUUGUGAAAACCUGCAAGUGCUGCUGAGGUCACGAUUUUCCUGUGGUCCUGAUGGGAGGAAUAUCUCGUGGAUGAGGUCUAAGUUUGUACUGUUUUCUGCUGUAUUCUGUAUACUGUAUUGUUACCUAUUCAUUUGUUUGAUCAUUUUUAGUUCACAGACAUCACACAUGUACGUUUUUCAUACAAGUGGUAAUACAGCAUCUAUUGUUUAAUAUAAAGGUUGCCAACUGAAAGUAUUAAGUAACUCUCAAAUAAAUUGUGACUGAAUUUUUCACCACACUACUGUCCAUUUUGUAUUGUACAGACUUUUUUUGGUGAAAUACAUUUCAUUCAGUUGUGCUUUAAGAAAACUGUUAUAAAUAUAUGUAAUCUGAUGCACAAUAGGCCUUUACAAGUUGUUCUGUUCCUCUGUUUUUUUUUUGUAAUGCUGUUGGCAGUGAAAAAGACAAAAACUUGUUCCCAAAUACAUGCUAUAAGAACGUAAACGGCCAUAAUUUUAUCAUAUAUAUCCCCAUAUUUAGUAAACAUAUUGCCAAAAUUUUUUCAAGUCAGCCGUCAUGAUACAUUCAGUUGCACACGCACAACUGUGAUCACUCUUGAAUGUUUUUCAUUGUUGAGUUUUCCAAGCUCCCACUGUCCAGAUCUGUUACAGCUGUUCAGGAAAUCUGAACAAUUUCCUGCAGGCCAGUUUUGUCUAUCUUCUGUUGCUUGAUAUGAAGGAAGUGGAUUAAAUACAGUACAUGUUUGUACACUAGAUUCUACACUGUCUACACAACUCCUUCCUGGUGGAACAUUCUUCCUAACUCAGUCAGGUCAACCACAUCUCUCACAACAUUCAAAAAACUACUUAAAACCCAUCUCUUCUGUGAAUACUUGACAGACAAAUGAAAAAAAGGUAUUGUUCUGGCUUUUGUUGAAACUAGUAACUUGGUAUUAGCACCUAUUGUAUUAUUGCUCCUUUAUGACAUAUCGCUUUAUUGCUCCCUGAACUCUCUGUAAAUUGCUUUGGAUAAAAGCGUCUGCUAAAGGAUUAAUGUAAAUGUAAAUGUAGAUUAAUGCAUAUAAUUGUAUGCUCUUGCUCAAAAUAUAAUAGUUGUACAAUUAAU